Molecule: messenger RNA, 1785 nt
Organism: Danio aesculapii
Lineage: Eukaryota; Metazoa; Chordata; Actinopteri; Cypriniformes; Danionidae
Gene: lix1
Product: limb and CNS expressed 1
Exons: 6
Coding region: 233-1105 (290 amino acids)
Biological process (GO): autophagosome maturation
Cellular component (GO): cytoplasm
Source: RefSeq, a predicted model, not a curated record
GGGAGUGCAGCGCAACAACCAACCUCACAGCUAAUUAGUUCAACCCUUGACAAAAGGUGGGCCAGUCUGUGAAAAAAGCCCCCGUGGCUCCACAAACUGCACUGGAGGACAGAAAAGAAGAGGGCUAAUAGGAGACCCUCCUCGUGUUCACUCUUUCUGGAGCUUAAAGCGAUGUUGUGAGCUCCUCCAGAGCAUGUGAGAGCUGGACCAGGAGGACUGUGGGUUAGAGAUCAUGUCUGGAGCGGAUUCUGACGAUGACAGAGCCUUCAAGGACCUGAAUGUGGUGGGAAUGCUUCACAAGUUCUGGGAGCAGAAACAAGUGGCAGGUGUGAUGAUGGAGAUGGAGAAUCUGGUAGUGUACGAGUCCAUUCCUUCACCCAGUCCUCCAUUCAUAUGCUACGUCACAUUACCAGGGGGCAGCUGCUUCGGCAAUUUCAAGCACUGUUACAGUAAAGCCGAGGCCAGACGUGACGCAGCUCGUGUCGCUCUGAUGAACUCCACGUUUAAUGAGUUGCCCUGCCGCCGGAUCACUCCUGAGUUCAUUUCACACAGCGUCAAAGAGGCCGUGAGCACCACCAGCGGUAACAUCGCAGACGCGUCUGACCCCAGUACCAGCAUAGGAGCGUACUGCCUCAUGCUGAAGCUCAACACUGGGAAAACCAUGCUGGAAUUUCAGGAAAUAAUGACAGUGUUUCAGCUGCUGCACUGGAACGGUACUCUGAAGGCUUUCCGGGACAUGAGAUGCAGUCGUCAGGAAGUGAUCCAGUACUACUCUCAGCAGCGUUUGGACGAGCGCACGCGUAGCCACAUGGCGCUGGACUGGUUACAGAAGGAGCUUCAGUCGCCCGGCCUGCUCUCCCAGGAGCUGCAGCUGGCUGUGAAGGAGCUCGGGGAGGCCCGAAGAACCGGCAGGGAACUUCGCUUCUACAAGGAGAAGAAAGAAAUCCUCAGUUUAGCUCUCAGUCACGCUGACGCCGAGGAUCUGGAGGAGGAAAUGUCCUGGAAAGAUGAGACUGAGUUUGACUGUUUGGAGGAGAGGACGACCGAUACGAAUGAAAGCUGUCAGUUUCACUCUCAGGGCAGUGAUGGAGAUUCGCUGGAGUGAAAUUUGUGAGAUGUUUUGUAUAUAAUGUACAUACUGUACUUAAAAAAAAUAGGCCUACCUUUGAUAAGUGUUCUGAUUAUGAUGUGAGUAUAACUUUUUAGGACUUUUAUUUUGUAAUGUGCGUCAUGCGGAAGUGCGCUCAUUUUUGCAAUUGUUUUAUGGCCUGUUUCCACUGAGUCCUACAGUACGAUACGGUAUGGGUCACCUUUAUCAGGCUUGCGUUUCCACUGCCAAAAUGGUAUCAAUGGUACCCUUUUGGUGGGUGUGGUGUAUGACAGAAAGUUUCAGUCGACGUCAUUCUCGCUCGAGAAAAUGUCAAAGUAAAGCAGUAUGGGUCAUUCACAUAUCAUAUAAGAAGCACAUCUCAUAAAACAGAGGCUUUAUACACAAAAACACUUGUGUAUAAAUGUUAAUUUCUAACCUUUUUAUGAACAUGAUUUGAUUAUAACUGCAGAUCAUUGAUAGCCUAACGUCUGCAAUUAUAUAAAAUAAAUAAAUAAAUGCAACAUAUAUGAACACAUACAGACCCUUACAGUCUCCAAUAUGUUACCAAUUUCAGAAAAAACUACACACAGCAUACAUUUAGUCCUUAUUUGGGUUGAAAAACUACACACAACAUAUAGCCCGAUUUCAGUGCAAACCGUGUACAGUGUAACCUCAGUUAGAGAGUAAUUCUGUCA